Messenger RNA from Fulmarus glacialis (Northern fulmar), 741 nucleotides. Its product is annotated as TBC1 domain family member 10A. The record is from RefSeq and is a predicted model, not a curated record. The annotation marks the transcript as partial. The transcript is spliced from 7 exons. NCBI's taxonomy places the organism in Eukaryota, Metazoa, Chordata, Aves, Procellariiformes, Procellariidae.
AUCCGGCUGCGGUGCCAGAAGGGGAUCCCACCCUCGCUGCGGGGCCGAGCCUGGCAGUACCUCUCCGGGAGCAAGGUCAAGCUUGAGCAGAACAUCGGCAAGUUUGACGAACUGGAUCUCCUCCCGGGGGACCCGAAAUGGCUGGAUGUGAUCGAGCGGGAUCUCCAUCGGCAGUUCCCCUUCCACGAGAUGUUCGUCUCACGUGGAGGCCACGGGCAGCAGGACCUGUUUCGGGUGCUGAAGGCAUACACGCUGUACCGCCCGGAGGAGGGCUACUGCNNGGCGCUGCCCCCCGUCGCCGCCGUCCUGCUCAUCCACAUGCCGGCCGAGCAAGCGUUCUGGUGCCUGGUGCAGAUCUGCGAGAAGUACCUCCCCGGCUACUACAGCGAGAAGCUGGAGGCCAUUCAGCUGGAUGGGCAGAUUCUCUUCUCGCUGCUGCACAAGGUCUCACCUGUGGCCUACAAGCACCUGAGCAAGCAGAAGAUCGACCCCAUCCUCUACAUGACGGAGUGGUUCAUGUGCGCCUUCUCCCGCACGCUGCCCUGGAGCUCUGUCCUGCGCGUCUGGGACAUGUUCUUCUGUGAAGGUAGAAGCUCGGACUUCCGGGUGGUCCUCGUGCUGCUCAAACACACCCUGGGCUCCUCGGACAAGCUCAAGUCCUGCCAGGGCCAGUAUGAGACCAUGGAGAGGCUGAGGGCCCUCAGCCCCAAGAUCAUGCAGGAGACCUUCCUGGUGCAGGAG